Molecule: messenger RNA, 1128 nt
Organism: Hibiscus syriacus
Lineage: Eukaryota; Viridiplantae; Streptophyta; Magnoliopsida; Malvales; Malvaceae
Exons: 7
Coding region: 4-1128 (374 amino acids)
Source: RefSeq, a predicted model, not a curated record
AUAAUGUUUGGUCGUUCACAUCCAGUUCAAGAAUGGCAGACAAUGUCAGAAGAAGAAAACCUUGAGAUGGAAAGACUACUCAAUGUUAUCAACAAACCUACCAUUAAGAGCUUCAAGACUGAUUAUGGGGAUAUCUUGGAUUGCAUUGACAUUUACAAACAGCAUGCUUUCGACCAUCCUUUGCUAAAGGAUCACAAAGUGCAGAUGAGACCAAAAAAUAUUCCAAAGUCGAUGAUGGAAGGCGAAUCUCCAAGGUUAUUGCCCGAGCACAUAAAAUGCCCACCAGGAUCAGUGCUCAUCAAAAGGACUACAAAGGAAGAUCUAAUUAUGGCCAACAAAUUGGAAGCUUUAGGAUUGAAUUAUCCAUCAACUUCCCAUCUCCAUCAAGCUCCAGCCAAAAGUGGCCAUGCAUUUGCCACUCUUCACUACUACAGACACAAUUUUGGAGCAAGAACAAUCAUGAACGUGUGGCGCCCAAAAACUUUAUCUGAUCAAGCUAGCUUGGCUAGUCUCUGGAUUUCAAGUGGCCCUUUAAAUAAUCUCAACGUUAUUCAAGCUGGUUGGGGAGUUGAACCACAGCUUUUCUCGAGCAACUACACCAGGCUAUAUGCUCGCUGGACAGUAGAUAAUUAUAAAGCUACAGGCUGCUUUAAUUAUCUCUGUCCAGGAUUUGUGCAAGUUCACCGUCAAAUAAGUCUUGGUCUUGUUCUAAACCAGAUUUCUGUUUACAAUGGUAAACAAAUAGACAUCGAUAUCGCCAUACUCAGGGAUGGAGAAUGGUGGCUCAAGUUAUUUAACCAAUUUAUUGGUUAUUGGCCUCAAAAACUGUUCUUUUAUAUGUAUGGUGGUGCCAAUAAUGUUAUUUGGGGAGGUCAAGUUAUCAGCCCCACAAACAAGCCUAGUCCUUCAAUGGGGAGUGGUCAUUUCCCUAAACAUGGCCUUCAAAACAAAUCUGCCUACUUCAGGCAGACGCAAAUAUGGGACAACGUCCACUUGAUUUACCCACGCUCAGACCGCCUUCAGUUAGUUUCAUCUCUUCCCGCUUGUUACGAGGCUGUGGUCACUCAUGGUGUUGCUCCUAAUUCGAUUGAUCUUUACUAUGGCGGUCCCGGCCAAUGUAAAAUUUAA